GACCACACCCACUCUCCUCCUCCAACAGACAACCUAGAUCCAUGGCAGCAGCAGGCCCUCUUCGACCUCUGGACUCGCUUCUUUCGGCUGUGUCGGGUCCAACAAGGCACACAAGACUCGGCAGAGGAUCUCAAGCCAAACAAUUCGCCAUGGAAGGCCUCACUGCCCAGCGAUGCAGGCUCCACCUCGUCUAGAAAGGGCAAGCACCUCUCCGAGCUCAAGGAGAUGCGCAACUUCCUGCACAAGUAUGGAGGGCAGCGGCUGAGAAAGGUCUUCUGGCAGAUGGUCAAAGGGGAGCAUCCAGACGCCAUCAUGCUGCGCUGUCUCCGAGCCCGAAAGUGGGACAUCGAUCGUGCUUUGGCCAUCCUGGGAGCUAUCGCUGCCUGGAGGGUAGAGGAGAGGGUGGAAGAGAUUGCUCAAGGGGGAGAAGCUCGGCUGGCACAGACGAGGGGAGGGAUCAAUGUCCACCAGAAAGGAAUCUCCUAUGCCCAUGGCGCAGCGAUCAAUGGGGAGCCCAUCUACAUCAUCGAGGUGGGUAGACACUACUCAUCUUCACAGACCCAAGAAGAGCUCAAGCAAAAGAUCAUCCUCGAUCUGGAGACGCUGGCGUCAUUGAUGCCGCCCCCAGUGGAACGGAAAGUGGUCAUCUUCAAUAUGCAAAACUUCUCACUACGGAAUAUGGACUAUUGGUGCGUCUUCUAUCUGGUCAAGAGUAUGCAAAAAUAUCCCGAGACUCUCGCUCGAGUCUACGUGCACGCAGCACCUUGGAUCUUCAAGCCCGUAUGGGCCAUUCUCAAGCCCUUACUAGACCCAGUGGUUCGCGAAAAGAUCCGCUUGACAUCGGACAUUAAAGAGCUGGAAGAGUACAUCCCACUAGAUCGUCUACCAAAAGAAAGCAUGAAAGGCGAGAUGGAUUGGGUAUUCGAAUGGGACCCGCCAGUGGAAGGCGAGAACGACGUGCAGCUGGACACUGCAACAAGAGACGCAUUACAAGAAGAGUACUUUACGAUUUGCUUUCAGCUCGAGAGGGCUACACGAGCAGUAUCGCGCUGUCUAGAUAAAUUCUAUGCAGAACGCGAAGAAGCACAAGCAGGCUCUGCCUCUGCUUCAUCGGCGACUGGAAGAGGCCGCUACGACCGCCAUCACCCCCCACCGCACCAGGAAUCGGAUGACUCGUCUUCGAUUGUAGGGGGCGUAGAAUGGGAUGAGCCGGCGGAGCUGGCCUCUCUCAAGGCAAAGCGGGAUGUGCUAGCGACCAAAUUGCGCGUAAUCUGGCUGCAGCUCAGGCCAUACAUGACCGGUGUGGUGGUUCAGGCUCGGUGGAACGUCAUGCAGCCCGAUGGGACCAUCGUCUGGACAUACCCAAAGUUGGACGGUACCGUAGAGGAGCAGAGAUUUGGCGAGGAGACCAGUCUGCCUGCCCUUGCACGGAAUCUG
Microstroma glucosiphilum is the source of this 1437-nucleotide messenger RNA. Its product is annotated as CRAL/TRIO domain-containing protein. The record is from RefSeq and is a predicted model, not a curated record. The annotation marks the transcript as partial. The transcript is spliced from 3 exons. Lineage: Eukaryota; Fungi; Basidiomycota; Exobasidiomycetes; Microstromatales; Microstromataceae.